This is a messenger RNA of Hypanus sabinus (Atlantic stingray), 1107 nucleotides long. RefSeq names its product TRAF3-interacting protein 1-like. The record is from RefSeq and is a predicted model, not a curated record. The coding region runs from base 67 to 1107 and encodes 346 amino acids. The transcript is spliced from 12 exons. Lineage: Eukaryota; Metazoa; Chordata; Chondrichthyes; Myliobatiformes; Dasyatidae.
ACUAGGGUAACCGUUUGCUUUCGGUUGAAAAUCGAAUUAACGUCUUUGCAAUCCGUUAGGCAGAUAAUGAACGGGGCUGUAGCUCUGACUCCAGCAGAGGGAGAGAGUUUACCUUACGAUUCCGCUUCCUGCUCGACGGGCUUGAAAGGUGCAAUGUCAACAAAUAAGGAUAAAGACAAAGCACUUAAUAAAACAGACAAUGAGGAAGAGAAAAGUAAAACUUUUAAAAACAUUCCACCAGCCCUGAACAAUGCUGAGAAAGAAUUGAGCAGGAAACGCAAGAAUAGCAUGGUAGAAAAUAGCCUGAACAGAAUGCACAAGGAAGACAUUCCAAAGAAGCAGAUAAACAAAGAAAUAAAAAUUGAUCAAAGCGAGGUCUAUAACAAAACAGAAAAGAAGAUUAAAGGAAAUAUGUUAAAGAGAUCUUCAUGCCAGGAAUCCUUUGAAGAUAUGCUCUUGGAUAUGGAUGAACAGCUCAAAGAACUCUGUGUCAAGAAACAAAAAGAUAAGGACAAAAAGCACACAAAAAGGGGAAAAAAUGUUUCCAAUAAGCCACAAGACCAGAAAGAAAAUGGUUUUAACAGUAAACCCGAUAAUGAAGUGGAGGCAAGCAGAAAUCGUAAGGACAUAACUGAAAAAAUAACUGAAAAGCUAACAAGCAAACAAACUCCAGAGACAGAAGAUCAGCAUUUGGAGGAGCUUAAUUUGAAAGUACAGUCAGAGCUGCAGAACUCUGAAGACAAUGGCGGAAUUCAAGAAAGCAAGAUAAAAAAGGAACCUGACCAUGUUGAGGAUCCUUCCACAAAGCUGGUUGAGAAUCAAGAUAUGAAUGAAGACUCAUUUCCUGUUGAAAGUACUAAGAAAAGGAUCCGCUGUGAUAUCAAUUCGGAGCAGAAGAGGAAGAAGUCCAAGUGGUUAAAAACUGAGGAAGCUGAGGAGGAUGAAAUUCCUCAGGCAAAUGGAAAAAGACCUGUAAAGCAAACCAAGAAUGGGAAGAAUAACAUCAUGCUGAAAAAGAAGAAACAACUGAAGAAGGUUGAAAAAAACAAGAAACAAUUGAAAGUGAAGGAAGAGAAAAAGAAAGAUGCAGAGAAGUGGAAAUGGUGA